AUGAGUCGAGUUACUCGGUCGCGCAAAAUCGACAUUGCAGAGGACGUCUCCGAAGUUAGUGACGAAGCAAUUCCGCGAAACAUUAUAUCGAGUGAGCCGGCUUUGAUAGAUAUUAGUAACCAAACUGGUAUCAAUAACAUGUCCUCUGAGGCUUCAUCUCUUACAGCGUCCGUCCCUUCACACAUCAAGCAAUUGAAGGCAGCUUACCGUAAUGCGAUCGGUACGAAGAAGAACAAGAAAGCCAGAAGCAAGAAGAAGGAUGGAGAAGAUACGCAUAGGGACGUUUCAACAGAGAGUUCUAUUGUGGUCAAUAAUGAGAACCAUUUCCAAGGUGGUGACGCGCCGGAAUUCAGUCUGCCAGUCCCCGCUCAGGACACAGGGCUGAUGGCUCUGCUCGAUACAUUGACAAUGGAGAAUGCUGUCACUUCCAAUGGCAUUGACGAAGCGGAACGGCGCGCUGUGAACCCAACUACCAGUCGAGUCACCCGACGCCAAUUAGCUCAGCAAAAAGCAGCAGAGGAAAGUUUAUCGUCAUCCUUGAAGGGUGAUAGCGCCUUGUCCACGAGUGAGCAAUGCUCUCCAAACAAUGAAGAGUUCCAUGAGCAACCUUCACCCCUUAUCCAUACCCCAAUGAAAGAGUUCCCACGCAGCCCGGUACACUCUGCAGCCAGAACAUUAGAAGAGGUCGAAGAGACUUGCGCAAAACAGAGUUCCACACCAACUCAAGUGUCCGAUGAUGAUUCGUUUGUAGAACAGAUCAUCAGUCGGUCGCCAGCAAAAUCCGUUUCCCGUAUUGAGGAUACUGUUGAGGCGCUGGAUCAGCUGGAAGAUGCUAUGGAUGCGGUCACCGAAGCAGCUCUAGUAGAUUAUGUCGUUUCCACAAAAACGUCUCAAAGUCCAACUAGGGUAAAAGAAGCUCGUAGCAAGUCCUUCACUGACAAGCCACAAGUCUCGCACGAAGAACUCGUUGCACAAGCAGUCCGCUCAGAGUAUGUACCAAAACAGGUAGCCUUGAAGUCUGGUUCUGCUUCUGUACGGAUCAAGCAAACCGCGACGAAUCAAGCGCCAGGCCUCCGGAAGUCUGCCUCUAUGUCGUUCAGACCACCCAUUACAGCCAGCAAAACAGGGCAACAAAGCACUGUCAUUCAGCCACCAAAGACUUUGAGCAGACGUCCGACAAGCUUAAUGCAACCCAAAGAACCUGUUAAAUCUACUAAACAACUCACUCGGCCAGCCUUUGAGCUACCGGGAGAAGCCGUGGCUCGCAGAUUGAAGGAACAGCGAGAGGCAAGACUCGCGCAACGUCAAUCUAGCGAAGAAGACAUUAGCUCAUCUCGAAUAUUGUCUGGCCCUAAGACUAUCAAAUCUACCAAAGCGCCGACCAAAUCCAAUUUCGAACUUCCAGGGGAGGCUUUGUCUCGUAAGAAGAAGGAGGCUCAUGAAGCCCGACUGAAAGCGAGAGAGGAAGAAGAGCGAAAGCGCCGGGAGUUCAAGGCCAAACCAGUCCGCAAAAGUCUCGUUCCAGAUUAUAUACCUCGUGAGACUGCUGCGAGUCGAGCCCGCCAAAGCAGGAUUGGAAUUGAGAACAUCAAUGAGCUGGCUGUUUCCAAACGGAACAGUACCAUUGGCGCCCAUCAUCCAUCUAUUCAACAGCUCAAUCUAGCCAAUUGCUCUGCACCUCGCGCCCCAGGUCCCAAACCAACCCGCAAGCCCUCGACGACGAGCGGCCCUUCUAUGAGCGGCCUUGCUGUGCAAAGAACUGUUUCAGAUAAAGAGGUUCAUCUCCAACGGCAAAGAGCCCGAGAAAUCUACAAUCGAGAUGCCAGAUUGACAGAGGAAAUGGAGAGAGAGAAGCAGGAGCGCGAGGCAGCCGCAAAGCGUGCUCGUGAGGCCGCUGCGGAACGUGGACGGCAAGCUAGUAGGGAGUGGGCGGAGCGCCAACGUGUCCGCAAACUCGCAGAGGGAGACAGAGGCCUCGGUGCUGGCUACGGACCCGGCGGUCAGAUGGGAUUGAAAUGA
Molecule: messenger RNA, 2019 nt
Organism: Glarea lozoyensis ATCC 20868
Lineage: Eukaryota; Fungi; Ascomycota; Leotiomycetes; Helotiales; Helotiaceae
Exons: 2
Coding region: 1-2019 (672 amino acids)
Source: RefSeq, a predicted model, not a curated record